Molecule: messenger RNA, 2562 nt
Organism: Haliotis rubra (blacklip abalone)
Lineage: Eukaryota; Metazoa; Mollusca; Gastropoda; Lepetellida; Haliotidae
Product: cell division cycle protein 20 homolog
Exons: 9
Coding region: 114-1700 (528 amino acids)
Biological process (GO): anaphase-promoting complex-dependent catabolic process; positive regulation of ubiquitin protein ligase activity; positive regulation of anaphase-promoting complex-dependent catabolic process
Cellular component (GO): anaphase-promoting complex
Molecular function (GO): anaphase-promoting complex binding; ubiquitin ligase activator activity; protein binding
Source: RefSeq, a predicted model, not a curated record
UAAACUUAAACAUAGAACGAAGCUACGUUCAUGUUAAGACACGCAGGAGAACGGGAGACGGGAAAGAUCGAAUGAAAGAAAAUAUAUUUGUUUUAGUUAUCAACGCUUAAAAAAUGUCUCACUUCAACCUGGAGAAUGAGGUGAGCAGUUUGGUGAGGAUGGAUGCUCCCAUCGCUGGUGGGACAAGAGGGCCACUCACAUCACGAUGGACAAAGAAGACGGAUGCUGACUGCAAUAUUUCAGUCAACAACUCUCUCAACGUCAGCACAUCUGCCAAGACUCCCAUGAAGACUGCCAACAAAUCCAUGGGUGCCGGAGCCAAAACACCUUCAACAGAGACCAAGAAAACACCAAAGUCUUCAGGCAAACAUCGCACUCCUGGCGGUAAAGCCCCCAAGACCCCUACAGGAGGGGACCGGUUCAUCCCCAACCGUGCUACCACCCAGUUUGAGUUGGGCCACUAUAAGAUUGUCAGCGAGGGGAAGCCAGAGGACAAUGAGCUUCUGAGUCCAACUCAGCAAGAGUACCAGCGUGUGAUGAGUGACAACCUCAAUGGCGAGCUCCUCAACAGCAAGAUCAUCGCCUACAAGAGCAAAGCUCCUCAAGCACCUGAAGGCUACAACAACAACCUGAGGGUGUUGUACAGUACAACCAAGACCACCGCAAGUGCCAAGAAGACAAUACGACACAUUCCACAAGUACCCGAGAGAAUCCUCGAUGCCCCAGACAUCCUAGAUGAUUAUUACCUGAACCUGCUGGACUGGUCAGUGAACAAUUACCUAGCGGUGUGUCUGGGCAGCUCGGUCUACCUGUGGAAUGCCAGUAGCGGCGACAUCAGCCAGCUGUGUCAAAUGGAUGGGCAGGACGAGUACAUUGGUGCUGUGUCCUGGAUCAAGGAGGGAAACUACCUAGCUGUUGGCACCAGUAGUGGCGAGGUCCAGUUGUGGGAUGUGAUGCAGCAGAAGAAGCUGCGGAGCAUGCGGAGCCAUGCUGCACGUGUUGGUAGCCUCUCCUGGAACUCCUACAUCCUCAGCAGUGGUUCGAGAAGUGGCAGCAUCCACCAUCACGAUGUGAGAAUGGCUCAGCAUCAUGUGGGCUCUCUCACUGGGCAUGCACAGGAAGUAUGUGGUCUCAAGUGGUCUCCAGAUGGCAAAUACCUCGCCAGCGGUGGCAAUGACAACAUCCUCAACAUCUGGUCAGCAGCUAUGGGUAGCCAGUCCACAGAAAACACUCAGCCCUUAUACUCCUUCUCCCAGCACCAAGCAGCAGUCAAGGCUGUGGCUUGGUGUCCAUGGCAGUCCAGCCUGCUGGCAAGUGGUGGGGGAACGGCUGACCGACACAUUCGCUUCUGGAACUGCAACACUGGGGCCUGUCUGAAUGCUGUUGAUACCAAGUCACAGGUGUGCGCUCUACUGUGGUCGACAGAGCACAGGGAACUCAUCUCAAGUCAUGGGUUUGCUCAGAAUCAGCUGAUCAUCUGGAAAUAUCCUGCCAUGUCGAAGAUAGCAGAGCUGACAGGCCACACUGCAAGGGUGCUCCACAUGGCCAUGUCGCCAGAUGGCACCACCGUGGUGUCUGCUGGCGCUGAUGAGACACUACGGCUGUGGAAGUGUUUCGCAGUUGAUGAGAAGAAGAAGACCACCCAGAAAUCUGCAUCCAAGGGCACAUCCUCCACACUGCAUCGAGCUCUGAUUAGAUGAUAUUUCCAUGGACAAUGAUCCACUCUCUGUGCAAUAUGAUGUUGUACUACAUGUGUAGGACAUUUCCUAGACGUGUGUCACUUCCAUCAACUUAUCUCAUCCUUCUGUUUCUUUCACUGUCACCACACAUCAGCAAAUAACAACUCUUCUUCAUCAAAUCUAGCCUACAUGUGGCGAGCAGAAAUCUUGUAAUUAUGGCAAGAUGCUGGUUGUAACUUACUUGUUUGAUGUAAUAGUGUUGUUAGUUGUGGCUGUUUACUGACCGUGGCUAUCUCAGUCAUCAUUCUGGUCACUACUUUGACUGACACCAAGGUGAAGCAGUACAUGUGGCCAGUGGUAGUUAGCAGUAUUUGUACAUAUGAAGAACACUUUUGAAACCCAUUUUGAAGCAACCAUAAAUGAACAUGAUCAGUAAUACCCAUUACAUGGGUAAUUGAUUACCCACUCCAUGAUCACGUCCCAGUGCUACCACCAAAGCCCACAGGAGGUAUAUACUUGUUGUUACUAUGUUUUGUUAUGUAUAGUAGGGGCAAGAUCAUGUGUAAUAACAUUGUGAUAACAGUGUAGAUUAAUUGGUCAGUAGAAACUGUAUCAAGCCAGUGCUUUAUUGUUGAAAAACAUAAUAUGAUAUCAUCCAUUGUUUAUUACAUUGUCAGCUUAACAACAGACUUCCUUCUGUGAAGUUUCAGAUUGUUUUUCUUCCCCAAAUCUUGGGACUAAUGCCACUCUGGAGACACAAAAUCCAUACCGGUAGUUCCUCAGAGUUCAUAAGACAUCAUCUAUCUGCUUAUUGCCCCCUAGGGGAUGACCACCUGUACCCACGCAGGUAACAAUUAGGAGAUAAACAUCAUGUGUUGGCCAA